CACUUGAUGACAGAACAGAGCUAAAAAGAAACAACACUAAUUAAGGAAAUUUAAGAAAUGCGGAAGUAGAACAUUUAUAAAAAGAAGAUGUGGUCUUUAAGGGUUCAUCUCAUUGCUUGAAGACUGACCAAGCAGAUUUAGCUUCAGACACAUUGCAGACAGUUCAGUUUGAGACAUAUAUGUCUGUUAAAGGAGCCAUUAGAGGCAGAACGCUGACAGAAGAUGGAAGCUGUAAUUGGACUGAUGCUGCUGCUGCUCGGAGUCUCUCAGGGUGUAGAAACCAACUGUGACGGCAGACAGAACGGAGCUCAGUGUUAUGGAGCUUUAGGAGGAACAGUGUACGUUCAGCUGAUGGACAGAGCCUCAGACGUACAUAGAUACCAGUGGACAAAGGACAACAAAACGAUACUGGAUGGGAGAAAGGAUCAAAUUCUAACUAAUCUGACAGACCAGAGAUACUUCUUUACUCCCAGUAAUGGAACAUUCAGGAUCAACAACCUGAGCAGAAAUGAUAGUGGUGAAUAUCAGCUUGAAACCUAUGAUUCAGAAGGAAAGAACAAGACACGGACUCUACAUUUGACCAUUCAAGCUCCUGUGGGCUCCGUCCUGCUGCUCUCUGAGUGUCUGUCUGAGGGACAGAUGAGGGCGUCCUGCUCCUCUGAGGGAGGGGACAGUCCUCAGUACAGCUGGACUCUGGAUGGACACACACUGACACAUGCUGAGCUCCUCUCUGGAAACAAUGAGACCAACAACAUCACUCUGAAACAACACGUCUCAGGACGUCUGCUCUGUUCAGUCAGGAAUCAAGUCAAUAAUGUCUCCAGAGAAGAGACGAUCACUGACUGUGGCUUCAUCUUCAUUAACUGCACCUUAUGUGAUGGCACUCAUAUCUCACAGUGGGUGUUUGCAGCUAAUAACACUCUGUGUGUUGAACCAACAACUCAUCCUACCACAGUUUCAGACACGACUGAGGAUCGCUCCCUUCUCAUAUGUGGUGUACGAGCUGCUGUUGUGGUUCUCUUAUUAAUCUGCAUUACUGCGUAUUUUGCUUGGAAGAAAGCAAACUCCAACAACACUGAAGGCUCUGCCAUCGCUCCAGAAAACUCUGUGCUGAUGGUUGAACUGUGAAGUUCUGCAAAGAGGAGUCAAUAUCUCCCUGUAAAGGUGCAAAUAUAAAUCAACACCUGAUGAAUCAAACUUAAACAGAGAAAACAUUAAUUAUAGUUUAUUUGUCAAAACAACCAACUCAAACACUGUUUUUCGUCAUGAAGAUGAUCUUCAUGUUCAUGAGUCUCAGUAACUGUCCUCGUUGACAUAGACUUUUGUGUCACUGUGUUAACAUCAGGUCGUUGUUCCCGUUGUCUGAACAGGUCUCUCUCUGCUCAUAUGUAGUUUGGAGUCAGCAGUAGCAGCUGUUUCACUGGGCGUGAUCGGCAUCCAUUUUUAUUAGAAGAAGAGGAAGUAUGAGCAACUUUCAUCUCUGAACCACAAACUGUUACAGUCUUCAGCCCAUCCCUGCCCUUUGUUCCCUCUGUUCGUGCCCUUGACUCUGGCCACACCUCCUCCCUGAUCUUCCCCUCUGCCGCCUGCAACCUGGACUCAUUGACUCAUUCCACUCACCUGUGCCUUCCUCUCCGCUCUGCUUAAAUACGCCACCUCGUUCACUCGUCCCCUGCUAGAUCAGUGUUGCCACACUGGAGAUGGCGAAAUCGAAGCCUCAUGAAGCACUGAGCAACUAUGACACAGUUGUGCUGAAAUCGACACAUUGCUCAACACCAUAAUGACACAGUCAGAACAGCGACAUCUGCUGGUUGUGCGUGAGAACUGCAUUCAGAGCAAACUGACCAUCAAACCCUCGCUUAUACGUGGUUGUUCAGGAUCACAGUUCAUGUUUUGUUGUCAAAUAAAGGUUAUUAAAUCAAAUG
Betta splendens (Siamese fighting fish) is the source of this 1925-nucleotide messenger RNA. RefSeq names its product T-cell surface antigen CD2-like. NCBI's taxonomy places the organism in Eukaryota, Metazoa, Chordata, Actinopteri, Anabantiformes, Osphronemidae. The transcript is spliced from 5 exons. The record is from RefSeq and is a predicted model, not a curated record. The coding region runs from base 223 to 1128 and encodes 301 amino acids.